Ctenopharyngodon idella (grass carp) is the source of this 4697-nucleotide messenger RNA. RefSeq names its product multiple C2 domains, transmembrane 1b (gene mctp1b). NCBI's taxonomy places the organism in Eukaryota, Metazoa, Chordata, Actinopteri, Cypriniformes, Xenocyprididae. The record is from RefSeq and is a predicted model, not a curated record. Gene Ontology annotation, molecular function: calcium ion binding. Gene Ontology annotation, cellular component: synaptic vesicle membrane. Gene Ontology annotation, biological process: regulation of neurotransmitter secretion. Bases 974 to 3610 code for a protein of 878 amino acids. The transcript has 21 exons.
GUGGGGGUUAUGAAUCAUCCCAGUGACUCGAAUCUUUCGAAAGAAUGGUUCAGUGAGACAACGAUUCACUCGCAAAUUCGCUAAAGUCGACUGAAACGAUUGUCUUCAAAUCUACUAAGAAACUCCAGAAAGAUUUAGUAUUACACGCGUUUUCCUCACACCUUACUACAAAGCAAAAUUAGCCUAUAAUUUUACCAUUAAGUUUGUUUACUAGCGAUUUUAUAAAAUAUUUACAGCAGAAAAUCCCCACGAGCGUGUUCAUUAGUUCAUUCACGAACGCGUUUAGACUCAAACCCAACAAAGAGGGCGUAUUUGUUCAGUAGGUCCAACCAAUUAAAUCUUCCUUCCACGACCCGCAUUCGAAUGCUAUUGGUUCUUUAGAGGCUGUCUUUGAAUUGAAUGUGAACGGGAACGAUUUGUUCACUUGAGGUCUACUCUAGUUCAAAAAAGGAAACUGAAUACCACCAAGCUGUGCAAGUAAACUGUGCGUAAUGCGCCAGUCGCAGGUUCAUCUUGUGGUAAAACACAUAUUUGCAUAUGAACAUUCUUCGAUCAUGUCGUAUCAGAUUAACAUAUACCACGCCGUAGAAGAAGUUUAACAGAAUUGCAUGUAGCCUAAAUAAGAGGCGGGCAGGAACACCCCUCUGCAUGAACAUAGAUGGCAUGCAGUAUUUAUGUAGUAUGGGUAACUGCAACUUUUUAAAAAAAAAAAAAAAAAAAAAUACUGGGCGUGGAUGAGGAUUACAGGCUGGGGGACUGUCUUUUUUAUAAAACCAUGAAGGUUUGCAGAUGUGGCGUGAAAAAAACUUGCCUCUUCAACACUCUACUUCCGCAUCAAACAUGUUUUUAAAGCUCAACAUGUCCUGCUGAGCACAACACUGAAGUAAAUGCCAUUUGCAUCGGUUUGCAUGUUUUUAACAUUAACCUCGCAGAAACAUCUGACUGGGACGCAGCAGCAGACUGCAGAGAUCAUAUGGAAGAGAAACUGGACAUGGAUGAUGUUUCUCCGUCCCAUCAGCAUCAGCGGGGCUUGUGGAAAUCCUUCCACGGCAAAGCCAAACUAACUGGCAGCCCCAAACUGGGCAAAAAAGACAGAAAGCAAGAAAGUGGGUUUUGGAUAUUUAAAAAGAAACGACCAAAUGGUUUGGACCGAGCGAUAUCUUCGUCACAACCCAAUCUGCCCAGCGCAGCCCUGGAUGGCGGUGACAGCGGGAGGACGCGCUGCGGCAUGCCGGAGCAGAGUGUCGGUACGCCGGCCGCAGCAGCAGCGUCGCUCGGUGCAGAGAUCCAGAUGCUGAAAAGAACCGUGAGCUCCAAACCGACACUCUCCCAAUUGGUGCAGUCUCAACAUAAACCUGUUCCGCAAGGGUCCACAUGCAUUGAUGAUGCUGUGAUGGAUGGUAAUGAAGAACAGGUCAAUAAAAGUGUGGGCAUUAAUGCAGCUGAUAACGGCAUCACAAAGCCUUUACUGCCCACUUCAGUGAUGUAUCAGUUGGACAUUGUGCUGAAAAGAGGAAACAACCUUGCCAUUCGAGACAGAGGCGGAACAAGUGACCCGUAUGUGAAGUUCAAAAUAGCCGGUAAAGAAGUUUUCCGCAGUAAAAUCAUUCACAAGAACCUUAACCCGGUUUGGGAUGAGCGCGUUUGCCUGAUAGUGAACAAUUUACAAGAGCCUCUAUAUAUUAAGGUGUUUGACUAUGAUUUUGGCCUUCAAGAUGAUUUCAUGGGCUCAGCUUACCUGUACCUCGAGUCUCUGGAGCACCUGAGGCCAUGUUUUUGUUGCAGACCUCUUGAUGUUCGGUUGGACCUUCAAGAUCCUCACUGCUCUGAGCAGGACCUGGGCUCUCUGGAGCUGGUGGUCACUCUGUUCCCAAGAAGUACAGAGGACAGAGAGGCCCUCAGACAGGUGACCAUGCUACUGAGGAGAAGCUGGAAGGGAUGCAUUAAGCAACAGCAGCUGCAGCAGCAGAAUCUUCGACUGUCGGACCUGCACAAGAAGUCUCAGCUGUGGAGGGGCAUUGUGAGCAUCAGACUAAUAGAAGGUCGCAACCUCAUCCCCAUGGACCAGAACGGCUUCAGUGACCCUUAUGUCAAGUUCAAACUAGGCCCUCAGAAGUACAAGAGUAAGACAAUUCCCAAGACCCUUAACCCUCAGUGGAGGGAGCAGUUUGACUUGCAUCUGUUUGAUGAGGAGGGAGGCGUUCUGGAGAUCUCAGUUUGGGACAAAGACAUUGGAGUGAGAGAUGACUUCAUCGGCCAAUGUCAGCUGGAUCUGUCAAAGUUGAGCCGAGAGAAGACACAUAAGCUGGAACUUGAGCUGGAGGAGGACAAAGGGACGCUGGUAUUGCUGGUGACUCUCACCGCCACAGUCGCUGUCUCAAUCUCUGACCUGUCUGUCAACCUACUAGACGACCCACAGGAACGCCAGCAGAUCCUUAAGAGAUAUAGUCCUAUGAGGUCCUUCUUUAACGUGAAGGAUGUAGGAAUCGUGCAGGUAAAGAUCCUGCGGGCCGAGGGGCUGAUGGCUGCUGAUGUCACAGGAAAGAGCGACCCGUUCUGCAUUGCAGAGUUGUGUAACGACCGUCUGCAGACACACACGGUCUACAAGACACUGAACCCCGAGUGGAAUAAAGUCUUCACCUUCAAUGUGAAAGACAUUCACUCAGUGCUGGAGAUCACCGUGUACGACGAGGACAGAGAUCGCAGUGCUGAUUUCCUGGGUAAAGUGGCCAUCCCUUUAUUAAACAUCCGCAACAGCGAACAGAAGGCCUACGUCUUAAAAAACAAGGAGCUGACAGGGCCAACAAAGGGGGUCAUCUUUCUCGAAGCAGACGUCAUCUUCAACGCCGUGAAAGCCAGUUUGCGGACGUUUGUUCCACCAGAACAGAAGUACAUCGAAGAGGAGGCCAAAGUCUCUAAACAGCUGCUGCAGCAGAAUUUUAACCGAGUGAAGCGCUGCAUCUUCUUCCUCAUUAACGUGGGCUCCUACAUCAACAGCUGUUUUCAAUGGGAGUCCCCCCGCAGGAGUUUAUGUGCUUUCUUGAUCUUUGUGGUGGUGGUUUGGAAUUUCGAGAUCUACAUGAUUCCAUUGUCCUUGCUGCUGCUGCUGACCUGGAAUUACUUCCUGCUGGCCUCCGGGAAGGAGCUGCGCGAGGGAAGUGUGCAAGCGAUUGAGGACCUUCUUGAGGAUGUGGAUGAAGAAUGUGACAAAGAUGACAAGGACUCGGAAAAAAAGGGCUUCUUGGACAAAUUCUACGCGGUUCAAGAUGUGAUCAUAACGGUUCAGAACGCUUUGGAUGAAGUGGCCUGCUUUGGGGAACGAGUGAAGAACACAUUUAACUGGUCUGUGCCUUUUCUGAGCUGGUUAGCCAUAACAGUGCUAUGUGCCGGUGCCACGCUAAUAUACUUUAUCCCACUACGCUACAUUGUGCUGGUCUGGGGUAUCAAUAAAUUCACCAAAAAACUUCGGGACCCCUACAACAUUGAGAACAAUGAGCUGCUGGACUUCCUGUCUAGAGUUCCAUCAGACAUUCAGAUGGUUCAGUACAAAGAGCUCAAACCGGACAGCUCUCAGAGUCCCAGCAGGAAAAGACGGAACAACCCCAGAUAGAUACUUUUCAUUUCUAAUCAACGGACUCCAAAGAACUGCACAAGGAAAAUAAACUGUGCAAAGACUUUAAAAAAAAAAGAGAUUGUUUUAAAAAGAAAGAAAUAUUUAUAUUGUUUUUAUCAUUAUUUAUGCAAAUUGCACAACUAUAAUAGCACAAAAAUCAAUUGUUGUUCAUAAAAUGUACUUUUAAUUAUUUAUAUGCCCAUUUUUAUUCACAAUCAGUGUCUUGAACAUUUUUAAUUACGUGGAGAAAAAUGUUGCAAGCCGAAUUUGAACUUGCAUCACCCACGUGAGCACCACAGCUCAAAAAACAUGUGCCUACCACUUGGUCAUAGCUCCAACAAAUUUGUCUUUUUUAAGUGUGUCUUUUCCAAUCAGUUGAGUCUAUCUGGUUUCUGGUGCAAAAAUAACAGCCUAAGUGUUUAGCUUUCGCUAAUCUUCUGCACAAUUGAAUGUAAUAUAUGCAACUGGUUCAACUUCAGCUCUGACCACAGCGGAUUUCCUAGAAAACAUCCCCAAAACUUUACAGUGACUUUGCUGUUCAUAUCGUUCACUUUGGAUAAUUACUUUUAUGCCUAAGCACAUAUUUUAUGGUGAAACUGCAUGCUGUGCAUCUGUAUCGAAAUAAUAUUUGUGUGCAUAGAAAAAAGUGACUGUAAAUAUACAAUGUGGAAAUAUUAUUUAUGUUUUUUUAGAUGUUUACCCAUGACAUAUUUGCUGUGACCAUUGUUCAUAUGCUAUGAUAAAUAAUGAAAUGCUGUUUUAUUGUAAUAUUUAUACAUUAUGUUGCUUGUUAAUAAGAAUGAUUCUUCAUGGUAUAUGAGCAUGUAUAACUGUUAACCAGAUAUACUCCAGGACAAUAAUUAUUAUUAUAUUAGUUGGAAAACUUUAUACAAUUUCCAAUUGAGAACAUUUGUGCACAUUUAAAGAAAAAAGGCAGCAGCUUUGACUUUGCAUGUUCAUACAGGGCUGGAACCAACCAAUCAAAACCUCUCUCUGUGAACUUUGGGUUAUUUAUGUUCUGAAACAAUGAAUGUUGGUAUUUUUUUUGUAUUUAUUGGUCUUAUAAAGUCAACAUGAAAUCACA